This is a messenger RNA of Cutaneotrichosporon oleaginosum, 934 nucleotides long. RefSeq lists its product as uncharacterized. The record is from RefSeq and is a predicted model, not a curated record. Gene Ontology annotation, molecular function: RNA binding; translation initiation factor activity. Gene Ontology annotation, cellular component: cytoplasm; eukaryotic translation initiation factor 3 complex. Lineage: Eukaryota; Fungi; Basidiomycota; Tremellomycetes; Trichosporonales; Trichosporonaceae.
GCGAGGUGUCAGCACAUACACCAAAAUGGCCAGCACAAAGCUUAACGACUGGGCCGACGAGGACAUCGAGCUCCCACCCACCACCGAGACGACGGGCGCGGACGGGAUCACGACGAUCAUCUCGUGGAAGCUUGAUGAGAACGACAAGAAGGUCAAGGUGACGCGGAGGGUGCGCCGCAAGGUGCAGACCUCGAUGGUGUCGCACUCGAUUGCGGAGCGCAAGCACUGGGCGAAGUUCGGCAGCGACAAGGGCAAGCCCGCGGGCCCUGACCGCCAGACGACGAUUAUCGGGGAGAACAUGCACUUCAAGAUCGCGCCCGUGACGCGGCAGGUGACGGAUGCGGCGGCCGCCGAAGCGGCCGCGAAGGAGGCGGCCUCCGCGGCGCCCGUCAAGGCCGUCGUGUGUCGCCUGUGCAAGGGACCGCACUUCACGGCCAAGUGUCCGUUCAGAGACGAGCUGGCCGAGCUCGACUCGGCCGCAGCCGCGCUCGACCCGGAGGAGGAGGCGGCAUCGCGCCCCGGCCUCGCGGCGCCCGGCUCGGGCGUCACUGGCCGCUACAUCCCGCCGGGGCAGCGCGGGGGCGGCGCCGGCGAGUCCAUGUUCCGCUCGCGCGACGACCUGCCCACGCUGCGCGUGACGUCGCUCUCGGUCGACGCGCAGGACGACGACUUGCGCGCCCUCUUCGAGCCGUUCGCGCGCGGCGGCCGCCUCGCCCGCGCCAACGUCGUCCGCGACCGCGAGACGCGCGAAAGCAAGGGCUUCGGCUUUGUCUCCUUCGAGAGCCGCAAGGACGCCGAGGCCGCGCUCGAAAAGAUGAACGGGUACGGCUACGACAGUCUGAUCCUCAACGUUUCGUGGUCGCAGCCCCGCGAGCCCCGCCCGUAAUUGUUUCCAGGACGUGUUGCGUAGACCAUGCAUGUGUAUACGAUAGGA